Messenger RNA from Myotis brandtii (Brandt's bat), 758 nucleotides. Its product is annotated as HAUS augmin-like complex subunit 2. The transcript has a single exon. Gene Ontology annotation, cellular component: HAUS complex; centrosome; mitotic spindle microtubule. Gene Ontology annotation, biological process: centrosome cycle; spindle assembly; microtubule nucleation. The coding region runs from base 22 to 678 and encodes 218 amino acids. Lineage: Eukaryota; Metazoa; Chordata; Mammalia; Chiroptera; Vespertilionidae. The record is from RefSeq and is a predicted model, not a curated record.
UCGGGGAGGUGCGUCUCCGGCAUGGCUGCAGCCGACCCUGGGGACCCGGCGCCAGCGCCAAACCCUGCCGGGCUACUGCUGGGCCAUAUCGUGGCCUCGGGGACAGUCGCUCAGGAGAUAUUAGAUAUAUCUAAGAAAUCUACUCCUUGCUUUGUGAACUUCUCCAGGCUACAGCAGAUCACAAAUAUUCAAGCUGAAAUCAAUCAGAAAAACCUGGAGAUUGAACUUCUAAAACUAGAAAAAGAUACAGCAGACAUUGUUCAUCCUUCUUUUUUGGCUCAAAAGUGUCAAACUCUGCAAAGCAUGAAUACUCAUUUGGAAGCAGUGCUAAAAGAGAAGAGGUCCCUCAGGCAAAGACUGUUGAAACCCAUGUGCCAGGAAAACCUGCCUAUUGAAGCAGUUUAUCACAGAUACAUGGUACAUUUGCUGGAGUUGGCAGUGACUUUUAUUGAGAGAUUAGAAACCCACCUUGAAACAAUUAGAAAUAUUCCUCAUUUAGAUGCAGAUCUAAAGAGAAUGAGCAAGGCUUUAGCCAAGAUGGAUAUUUUGGUGACUGAGACAGAAGAACUGGCAGAGAAUAUACUCAAGUGGCGAGAACAACAAAAGGAAAUUUCCUCUUGUAUCCCCAAAAUAUUAGCUGAAGAAAAUUAUCUUCACAAAUGUAUUGUAACACCAUAACGCCUUCUUUAUCUUUACUUCUAAAGUUUAUGUCCAAACUAUUAAUGCCAAAUGAUACAACUUGUUCAAUUAAGCAAAAA